GUGAAGAUGUCGGUGUCCGGGAUGAAGAAGCAGCUCCACAAAGCCAGUCAGCUGCUGAACGAGCGUUUGAUGGGAGCUGAAGGAACAAAGAUGGAUGACGACUUCCUGAAGAUGGAGAAGAGUGUCGUGGUCAUCAACUCUCUGCUGGUGGAGCUGCUGUCCAGAACCACAGAGUUCCUCCAACCAAACCCUGCGGGCCGAGCUAAACUGAGCAUGCUCACCACGAUGUCCAGGAUUCGAGGACAGGGGAAGUCGGUGGGUUACCCGCAGACAGAGAGCAUUCUGGGAGACUGUAUGCUGCUCUACGGCCAGGAGCUCGGAGCUAAGUCUGAAUUUGGCGUAGCUCUGACGGUUGCUGGUGAAGCUCUUCAUCAGGUUGCUCAGGCUCGUGACGCUCUGGAUGUCAACGUGAAACGCAGCUUCAUCGACCCUCUGCAGGACCUCCAGGACACGGAGCUGAAGGAGAUCCGGUACCAGCUGAGGAAGCUGAACGGUCGUCGGCUGGACUUCGACUACAAGAGGAGACGCAGAGGGAAAGUCCCGGAGGACGAGGUCCAACGGGCCGGAGACAAGUUCUACACCUCCAGAGAGCUGACGGAGAGGAGCAUGUUCUACCUGCUGCAGAGAGACGACGAUCGUCUCCGUCGUCUUUCUGCUCUCGUCUCGUCUCUGCUGCACUUUCACCGCGACGCCCACCGCGUCCUGCUCUGUCUCCACGGCAACCUGCAGGCCAGCAACAAACCAGAGCGACGGUUCAAACCCAGAAGGACCCGAGUCAGAAGUGAACUCACAGCGACCGCCUCCUCGGCGAUCCCGUUCCGACCCGGCAGUCCGAUCCCCUGUUACGCUGACGGUCAGCUGGUCCUGGAUCAGCCGUGCUGUCGGGCGUUGUACUCCUUCCACUCGAGCCACGAUGGCGAGCUGACCUUCGUGGCCGGUGACAUCAUCGUCCUCACCGGUCAGCUGGACGCCAGCUGGUUUGAGGGGACGCUUGGCGGCCGGUCGGGACUCCUCCCCGCCAGCUACGUGGACGUGCUGGUGCCUCUGCCGUUACCAUGA
This is a messenger RNA of Anoplopoma fimbria (sablefish), 1059 nucleotides long. RefSeq names its product SH3-domain GRB2-like 3b (gene sh3gl3b). The record is from RefSeq and is a predicted model, not a curated record. Gene Ontology annotation, molecular function: protein binding. Gene Ontology annotation, cellular component: cytoplasm. The transcript has 10 exons. Bases 7 to 1059 code for a protein of 350 amino acids. NCBI's taxonomy places the organism in Eukaryota, Metazoa, Chordata, Actinopteri, Perciformes, Anoplopomatidae.